AUGGUUUUCAGAUCCCCUUUAGAGCUUUAUCCCUCCCAUUUCUUCCUGCCAAACUUCGCUGAUCGCCCUCUGCUCCUGGCGAACAGCGCUCCCACCACCAGGUCUCCAGAAGACUUGUCCAUGUUUCAGCUACCGACCCUCAACUUCUCCCCGGAGCAGGUGGCGAGCGUCUGCGAGACGCUGGAGGAGACCGGGGACAUCGAACGGCUGGGCCGCUUCCUCUGGUCCCUGCCUGUGGCUCCGGGAGCGUGCGAGGCGAUCAACAAGCACGAGUCCAUCCUGCGCGCCCGGGCCGUGGUGGCAUUCCACACGGGGAAUUUCAGAGACCUCUACCACAUCCUGGAGAACCACAAGUUCACCAAGGACUCGCACGGCAAACUGCAGGCCAUGUGGCUGGAAGCGCACUACCAGGAGGCCGAGAAGCUCCGCGGUCGUCCCCUCGGACCGGUCGAUAAGUACCGGGUGCGGAAGAAGUUUCCGCUGCCUCGAACCAUCUGGGACGGCGAGCAGAAGACUCACUGUUUCAAAGAGCGGACACGGAGCCUGCUGAGGGAGUGGUACCUUCAGGACCCAUAUCCAAAUCCCAGCAAGAAAAGGGAACUGGCUCAAGCCACUGGACUCACUCCUACACAGGUCGGAAACUGGUUUAAAAACCGGAGGCAACGAGACAGAGCCGCGGCAGCCAAAAACAGGCUCCAGCACCAAGCAAUAGGACCGACCGGUAUGAGGUCCCUCUCAGAGGCCGGUCUCACCCCUCACAGCUCGGCAGAGUCGCCCUCAACCGCGGCCAGUCCCACCACCAGCGUUUCCAGUAUGACAGAGAGAGUUGAUACUGGGACGUCCAUCCUGUCCGUCACAUCCAGUGACUCGGAGUGCGAUGUAUGA
This is a messenger RNA of Toxotes jaculatrix (banded archerfish), 885 nucleotides long. It is a transcript of the gene six3a, whose product is annotated as SIX homeobox 3a. Gene Ontology annotation, biological process: brain development; eye development; regulation of transcription by RNA polymerase II. NCBI's taxonomy places the organism in Eukaryota, Metazoa, Chordata, Actinopteri, Toxotidae. The record is from RefSeq and is a predicted model, not a curated record. Bases 1 to 885 code for a protein of 294 amino acids. Gene Ontology annotation, cellular component: nucleus; transcription regulator complex. Gene Ontology annotation, molecular function: DNA-binding transcription factor activity, RNA polymerase II-specific; RNA polymerase II cis-regulatory region sequence-specific DNA binding. The transcript has 2 exons.